CUCACUCCCCCUCUUCCCUCUUAACCACUCAGGUCCCCUGCUCCACUCCCUCUCUCUUUCUCUCACCCAGCUCUGUCACUCACUCACUCUCUCGCACACUCUUACUUGCUCUCCUGGGCAGCGUCUCCAUCAUCUCAGAUAGUCAUCGACGCCGUGUUUUGCCAGGUGGACGCACUCCUCGCAGUCACCAUUUCUACUCCAGGGAACUCCACGCUGGCAGCGCAGCCCCUUCCACGGCUGAGCAUCGGGCGGAAGACCCUGGUGGCAGCUGCUGUGGGGGUCAUGCUGGUCCUGGUCCUGGUGGUCCUCAUCCCUGUGCUGGUGAACUCCGUUGGCACAGAUGACGGCUCUAGCCACUACGAGAUGCUGGGCGCCUGCCGCAUGGUGUGCGACCCCUUCUCGGCCACAGGAACGAUGAGCCCCGGCGUGCAUGUGGGCCCCAGCACGGCGACCUCAAGUCUACAGGUGGAAGACGAGGCGGAUCUGAGGGACCCCAGCAUCGGACCACCGCUGCCGACCUACAGUGCUCAGGGGCCACAAGGCAGAGUGGGGCGUCCUGGCAAGCCUGGACCUCCGGGGCCUCCUGGAGUGCCAGGGCCACCAGGGCCAAAGGGGCCCCCAGGAGAGAGUGUGGACAUAGUACGAACAGGGAUAUUGGGGUUAGGAGGUAAAGGGUCGGUCAGCACCACCACCUACAACACCAUGCCUCGGGUGGCGUUUUAUGCAGGACUACGGAACCCACAAGAAGGUUAUGAUAUUCUGCGCUUCGAUGAUGUGGUGACAAAUAUCGGGGGUAACUAUGAGGGGACAACGGGCAAGUUCACGUGCAAGAUCCCUGGCACUUACUUUUUCAUCUACAACGUGCUGAUGAGAGGAGGCGAUGGCACCAGCAUGUGGGCCGACCUGAUCAAGAACGGUCUGGUCAGGGCCAGCGCCAUCGCCCAAGACCAGGACCAGAGUUACGACUAUGCCGGCAACAGUGUCAUCCUUCACCUGGACGCUGGUGAUGAGGUUUUCAUUAAACUGGAUGGAGGCAAAGCUCACGGGGGCAACAGCAACAAGUACAGCACCUUUUCAGGAUUCAUUCUCUAUGCUGACUGAGGACGAGAAGAGACAGGACGUGGUCCAGUCGUCCAGGAUUGAAAGGUUACAGCCAGAGGGCACUCACCACCCCCCACACCCCUGAAGCGGCGUAUAUAAAAAGAUGGAUGUAGCCAUUUAGUUUUACGUAAAAA
This is a messenger RNA of Cynoglossus semilaevis (tongue sole), 1235 nucleotides long. Its product is annotated as C1q-related factor-like. Gene Ontology annotation, molecular function: protein binding. NCBI's taxonomy places the organism in Eukaryota, Metazoa, Chordata, Actinopteri, Pleuronectiformes, Cynoglossidae. The record is from RefSeq and is a predicted model, not a curated record. The coding region runs from base 283 to 1101 and encodes 272 amino acids. The transcript is spliced from 2 exons.